UAUGCACACAAUGAUAUCACCCGUUUUCAAUUCAAUCGAUAUUCUCUCUAUUUCUGAUUCCAUAGGUCUUCUCUGUCUCCAAAUACUCUGUUUCAUGUUUCACGAGCCCUUAAAUCUUCCAUCUCAGAUCCGAGAAAGCUUCUGUGCUCAUUUUAUGGAGUUUUAAGAGGUGUAGAGGAACGGAGUUGUGGGUAUCAAGAUAAUGUUUGUGAUUCAAAAGUGGAAGUGCUCAUGGUCUCUGGUAGCAGCAAUUGCUUCUAUAUUGGGCUUAGUUUCAGCAGUUCAUCUAUUCCUUUAUCCGCUGGUACCUUCUUUCGAUUACUUUAGUGUCCGGCAAGUUCAGAACUCUUGUGCCCCAAUUAAUUCAUUAACCAGAGGAGGUCUUGAUUUGGAUCACCGGUUUCCAAUUGAUUCGCACAAUGCGUUGGUUUACCGUGGUGCACCGUGGAAGGCCAAGAUUGGACAGUGGUUAGCUGGUUGCGAUUCAAUUACUGCAGAAGUAAACAUUGCUGAGGAAAUAGGAGGCAAGGCCUGCAAAAAUGACUGUAGUGGUCAAGGUGUUUGUAAUCGUGAAUUGGGACAAUGCCGGUGCUUUCAUGGAUAUGAUGGUGAAGGAUGCUCUGAGAGGCUGCAGUUAGACUGCAAUUACCCAAAAUCACCAGGGCAACCAUAUGGGCAAUGGGUUGUCUCAAUUUGCUCUGCUCAUUGUGACACAACAAGGGCAUUGUGCUUUUGUGGAGAAGGUACAAAAUACCCAAAUCGUCCUGCACCUGAGUCAUGUGGGUUUAAAAUAAACUUUGCUUCCAAGUUAACCGACUGGACAAAAGCUGACCUAGACAAUAUUUUCACGACAAAUGAGAGCAAACCAGGAUGGUGUAAUGUGGAUCCAAUAGAAGCUUAUGGUUCCAAGGUGCAUUUCAAGGAGGAAUGUGAUUGCAAAUAUGAUUGUCUCGCGGGGCGGUUCUGUGAAGUUCCUGUGCUUUGCACUUGUCUCAGUCAGUGCUCUGGUCAUGGGCAUUGCCGUGGUGGAUUUUGUGAGUGUCACAAUGGUUGGUAUGGGACAGACUGCAGUAUUCCAUCAGUUUUAUCAUCUAUGAGUGAAUGGCCUCAAUGGCUACGACCAGCUCAUGUUUAUAUUCCUGACAACACACAGCUUGCUGGGAGUCUUGUUAACCUCAAUGCUCUGGUGAAAAAGAAAAGACCCCUUAUAUAUGUUUAUGAUUUGCCUCCUGAAUUCAAUAGCCUGCUUCUUGAGGGACGCCAUUUCAAAUUUCAGUGUGUAAACAGAAUCUACGAUGACAAGAAUGCAACAUUUUGGACUGAUCAGUUGUAUGGUUCGCAGAUGGCAAUUUAUGAAAGUAUUCUUGCUAGCCCGCAUCGCACAUUAGAUGGUAAAGAAGCAGAUUUUUUCUUUGUUCCUGUUCUUGAUUCGUGCAUUAUUACUCGUGCAGAUGAUGCACCCCACUUUAACAUGCAGGACCAUGGGGGGAUGAGGAGCUCAAUGGCCCUGGAAUUCUAUAAGAAGGCAUAUGUUCACAUUGUUGAGCAUUAUCCUUAUUGGAACCGUUCGUCAGGAAGGGACCAUAUUUGGUUUUUUUCAUGGGAUGAAGGUGCUUGCUAUGCACCUAAGGAGAUAUGGAACAGCAUGAUGUUGGUUCACUGGGGUAAUACGAAUUCAAAGCACAACCAUUCAACAACAGCAUAUUGGGCUGACAAUUGGGAUCGCAUUUCUUCUGACAGGAGAGGCAACCAUCCAUGCUUUGACCCUGACAAAGAUCUCGUACUUCCAGCAUGGAAACGCCCUGAUGUCAAUGCCUUGAGCUCCAAACUCUGGGCAAGGAGUCGCAAGAAGCGGAAGACCCUAUUCUACUUCAAUGGAAAUCUAGGACCAGCUUACAAAAAUGGAAGGCCAGAAGCCACUUAUAGUAUGGGUAUCAGGCAGAGACUGGCAGAAGAGUUUGGAUCAAGCCCUAACAAAGAAGGGAAACUUGGGAAACAGCAUGCAUCAGAUGUGAUUGUGACUCCUUUGCGCUCUGAAAAUUACCAUGAGACUUUGGCCAGUUCUGUUUUUUGUGGGGUAUUGCCUGGUGAUGGUUGGAGUGGCAGAAUGGAAGACUGUGUUCUGCAAGGGUGCAUUCCUGUGAUCAUUCAGGAUGGAAUUUUCCUGCCAUACGAGAAUGUGCUCAACUAUGAAACUUUUGCUGUUCGAAUACCUGAAGAUGAAAUUCCAAACAUGAUUAAUAUUCUUCGGGCAUUUAAUGAAACAGAAAUAGAAUUCAUGUUGGCAAAUGUAAAGAAUAUCUGGCAGAGGUUCUUAUAUCGUGAUUCUGUUUUGCUUGAGGCUGGAAGGCAGAAAACUGCUUUUGGACAUGUGGAGGAUUGGGCUGUACAGUUCCUGCAACUCAGUGAAGAUGAUGUCUUUUCCACCUUCCUACAGAUGGGUGUGUGGACUGGCCCUGAAUUUUGAGAAAAAUAUAAUCAGAAAAUAUCUUGGAUAGUUCUUCGUCUACUUUAAACUAACUUCAGGAAUUAGAAAGCCACUACAGAGGUACACUGAACAGAUUCUUUAAAAUCGUAUUUCUGUGCCAUUUUGAAUGUGAUGCUACGUAUGUAGGCAAUCUAUUCUGCUGUUUCUGCUUUGUGAGAAAAUUUAUAUGUUUUGCAUGUAAAAUCAUGUACUUGUAUGCAUAUAUAAUAUCAAACAGCUAGCUGACGAUUUUGAACUUGAGCUGUCUUUACAAGGUUUUGCACUACAAGUUGCAUAACGAUCCUUGGAGGCAACAUCUUGUCCAGCGGAAUAAAGAGUUUGGUUUGCCACAAGAAUGCUUGAUAAGAAAUUAAGAACUUAUUGAAGAGCAAUAAUUAAGCAUUAAGCUAGUCUAACAAAAUUGCUACUACUGAAGGGCUAUGAGGUUGGAACAAGCAGAUAAUAGCUACCCUAUUUUUCGCUUUUGAGAGAACUCACAUGUUUGAAUGGAACACCAUCCUCAGAAGCUAUUGUGAAGGCCAGUUGAUAAGCAUGUCAAUCUCAACCCAUUUUUUUGUACCAGAUGAAGGUGCACAGCAUGCAGGUAUUCUUUUCAUCAUCACAACAUGGUUGUAGAAUGAAUAUUUUCAUUUUCCAUAUUUCUCCUCAGUUAUGCCUGUGGAAAAAAAAAUAAAAGUGGUGAAAAAAAAAAAAUCUCUUUUUGUGUCUUGUUUAUGGUAGAAUUCCAUGUGUUACCAUAGAGAGGCAGAAUUUUGAGCUGUUAUACUGGUGCUGGUGAGAGUGUGUUGUACCAAUAGACAAUUAACGACCUGUUGACUCCAAACUGUUGAAGAGAUUUGUUUUCAUUGUAUA
This is a messenger RNA of Malania oleifera, 3340 nucleotides long. RefSeq lists its product as uncharacterized. The record is from RefSeq and is a predicted model, not a curated record. The coding region runs from base 203 to 2467 and encodes 754 amino acids. Gene Ontology annotation, molecular function: glycosyltransferase activity. NCBI's taxonomy places the organism in Eukaryota, Viridiplantae, Streptophyta, Magnoliopsida, Santalales, Ximeniaceae. The transcript is spliced from 15 exons.